This is a messenger RNA of Suillus subalutaceus, 1752 nucleotides long. RefSeq lists its product as uncharacterized. NCBI's taxonomy places the organism in Eukaryota, Fungi, Basidiomycota, Agaricomycetes, Boletales, Suillaceae. Gene Ontology annotation, molecular function: cobalt ion transmembrane transporter activity; magnesium ion transmembrane transporter activity; magnesium ion binding. The record is from RefSeq and is a predicted model, not a curated record. The transcript is spliced from 10 exons. Gene Ontology annotation, cellular component: membrane. The coding region runs from base 1 to 1752 and encodes 583 amino acids. Gene Ontology annotation, biological process: metal ion transport; transmembrane transport.
AUGUCGGAGACCUUGAAUAAUCGCAGAGCUCUCGUGACGUUUCCUAUUGGUCUUCGCAAUGUUCGGCAUGGCAGCCCGAGCGAUAGGACUAUGCCUCCUGCCGUUCCUACACCUAUCUACCGCCAUGCAGCACCAUCAGGCCCUUGGCCAUGGAUGGACUUCGACACUGAUUCUGAUUCAGACCUUACCCUCAACCCUGACAACACACCAGCAUCACCUAGCUCAGCGGGCCAGUCAUGGCACAGAUACCCUGAGGCUCUCUUUGGGAACUGGAAGCCGGAUCAAGUGAAGCGGAGCAAGAUGCUCAGCAACUGUUCGGAGCUCGAUAUGUGCUCGGUUCAUUGGCUGGAUGUUCUAACAGACGGGACUUUUACGGUUUUGGAUGAGGAGGGGCGAGACCAAACAACUAGAAUAACACCUGAACGUUUAAAUGAGUUUUGGGAGCUGUUGCAGACGCCUCGGCCUGCAAACAUCCGUGUGCGUGCAUUGUUCGUGGAUAAUCUGUCCAUGUCUGUGCUGCAGAUGCUUGGAACGAAGUAUAAUAUUGAACCAUUUUUCUUUUCUUCAUCCCUGAAUUGGAUACCCUCGCAUUACCAAGAGGAGGUUCGGCGGGGCAAGGGUGAUCAUAUUACGAUUACACUCCCAUUCAUGCGGGCGAUGCAAAAUCCAGUCACUCGGCCAUCAACACCAAUACCCGGAACACCAGGGUUGUUUUCGUUCUUUCUGCAAUUACUCCCAGCUAAAGUAUCUCUUCAAGACGAAAAUGAAAUCAUUGAUACCCAAGCAGCACUCUCUCUCAGCUGUGGUAAUAUCAUUCUCCUCGAUCUCCUCGCGAUACAUAUGGUACGCUCAGAGGAUUCGAGCACGAUCAUAUCGUAUCAUCCAAGUUCUAGUUUUCGCCGUCCUUCCCCAAAGAAGCUACACUCCCUUGUCUACCGUGCGGGACAGAGUGUAUAUUGGCAAAAAAUCUUCGCCCAAUCCAGGGACCCGACAUUUUUGUUCCUAGCCAUCUUGUGGUAUGCUCUCUAUGCAUGGGACCAGGCAUUGGAGUCGCUAUACACUCAUAUCAAUUGGCUGGAAUCCCAAGUGCUAUUAACUAAUAACAUUGAUCUGACUCGUAAACUUCACAUCAUACAAGCACACCUAUUACACUACCAGUCUCUUCUCCAAGACUUCCAGAAGUCCGUCGAGUUCCUCCACAAGACACCGAAUCCUGCUUUGUACUCCGAUAAGUAUAGUCCUAGUGAACGUGACGACACCAUGGAGCUCAUGGCAAAGGAGUGUGCGAAUCUACUUUCAGAGAUCGGGAGAUUGGAGAACAGGCGAUUGAUGCUGAGCAGUAGGGUGAAGAACGUAACGGAUCUGGCGUUUGCGCUUGUCAAUAUAGAUGACAGUAAGCAAAUGAAGGCCCUGACGGAAGCCACCGUCCGAGAUUCAGGUGCGAUGAAGCAGAUCUCCUACCUCACGAUGAUAUUCCUUCCUGCUUCCUUCACUGCGGCCGUGUUUGGGAUGAAUGUGGAUGAAAUCUCCGGGACGAAAGGACAAGAGACGCUCGUUCACUACGUGGCGGUGGCAUUAAGUCUUACAUGCGCCACUUCGUGGCUCAUGAUAGCCUUCCAUUCGUCUAGCCCCUUUGUUGCCGAGGACAGCACUCUGGUGCAGCGCGCCGUGUGGCCAGUGUUUUAUCUCAUCAAAAAGUUCAAUGACAAAUGGAGAGAGAAAUCGCUACCGAGGUUUCAGAAUGUUAUUUGA